CGCCAACCUUUGAUUUAUAAAUAAAUUGGUCCAAAAGCCACGCUAAAAAAGCCAAUUACAAUAACAGCUAGCCUUCCAUAAAACGUAGCCAUCUUCGACUCUCCUCCUUCGUUGGUGAGUUAUUAUUCUUCUUCAUCUUCAUUUCCAUUCUCUCACACAUUACUCCAACGCUCUUUUGAGCUUCCUUAUUAGCACUCUUGCAAACUACUGCAAUGGCUUUUUCAGAUAACUCUGUCCGAAAAUCUUUGAUCCCUAGUUAUCUUUACACGGGACGUUCUUCUAAUCUCACUACUUUGGAUCAUCAUGACAAAAUGGAUAGCUCAUCUCAGCCGUCUGUUUUCCCGUCACCAUCAUCGACGAUGAGCAAGAAGCCUUUCUUGGUUGCGGCACCAAAGGAGGGUUCGGGUUCGGGUUCGGGUUCAGGGUAUAAGGUAGAAAUGUAUACACCGGCGUUCUACGCUGCCAGUACGGUCGGUGGUAUUCUCAGCUGUGGUCUUACCCACACCGCUGUCACCCCGCUCGAUCUUGUUAAGUGCAACAUGCAGAUUGAUCCUGCAAAGUACAAGAGCAUUUCUUCUGGUUUUGGAGUUCUGCUAAAGGAGCAGGGUAUUAGAGGUUUCUUUAGGGGUUGGGCACCAACUUUACUUGGUUACAGCGUACAAGGAGCAUGCAAAUAUGGAUUUUACGAAUAUUUCAAGAAGUAUUAUUCAGACCUUGCUGGCCCUGAGAAUGCUGUCAAGUACAAGACUUUGAUAUAUCUAGCUGGUUCUUUUUCUGCUGAAGUUAUUGCUGAUGUUGCACUCUGCCCUUUUGAGGCUGUCAAAGUUCGUGUCCAAACUCAGCCUGGUUUUGCCAGAGGCUUGUCUGAUGGACUUCCUAAAUUUGUCAAAGCUGAAGGCGCUGCUGGGCUUUAUAAGGGGAUUGUACCUCUCUGGGGACGACAGAUUCCAUACACCAUGAUGAAGUUUGCAUCAUUUGAAACCAUUGUGGAACAACUCUAUAAACAUGUCAUUCCAACACCAAAAGAGCAGUGCAGUAAUACUACGCAGCUUGGUGUAAGCUUUGCUGGUGGAUAUUUGGCUGGUAUUCUCUGCGCUGUUGUAUCACACCCUGCUGAUAACCUAGUUUCUUUCCUCAACAAUGCCAAGGGGGCAACUGUUGGCGAUGCUGUGAAUAAGCUAGGCCUAUGGGGUCUCUGUACUCGUGGUCUUCCCCUUCGUAUAUUCAUGAUUGGCACUCUCACUGGAGCACAAUGGGGAAUUUAUGAUUCUUUCAAAGUUUUUGUUGGGCUGCCAACGACCGGUGGUGCAGCUCCUCCUGCCCAGAAGUGAACUCAUGUGCACCUGAUAUCUUCUUGUUUUCCUCUAGUACUAGAAAGAAACUGGGAAUUCUUUCAAUUUAAAGUUUUUGACAUUUGAUAUAAGGUAGUAUUUAGUUUUGCAUUCUUUCAAGGUGUGCAUUUACAUCCCUAUGUUUUGGAGGAUACAUCAUCCUCGGCAUCAUUGGGCUUGAAGUACCACCUUAGUCUGUAACCACGAUUUUUGACUUCAAAUAAUGUCAAACUUAUAAUGAGAAUAUGUUGCUUCUCCACUUCAUAAUUA
This is a messenger RNA of Nicotiana attenuata, 1601 nucleotides long. RefSeq names its product mitochondrial phosphate carrier protein 3, mitochondrial-like. The transcript has 6 exons. Gene Ontology annotation, biological process: mitochondrial phosphate ion transmembrane transport. Gene Ontology annotation, cellular component: mitochondrial inner membrane. The record is from RefSeq and is a predicted model, not a curated record. The coding region runs from base 213 to 1331 and encodes 372 amino acids. Lineage: Eukaryota; Viridiplantae; Streptophyta; Magnoliopsida; Solanales; Solanaceae. Gene Ontology annotation, molecular function: phosphate transmembrane transporter activity.